AUGUAUAUGUACAGAUAUGAAAAACGUGUUAAAUAUUAUGGACAUAUUGAAAAUAAUGAGGAAACAAAAGAUGAAAGCUUAGUCGAAAAUCAAAAACACAAAAGUUUAAUUCAUGCAUUCGGUGAUGGUCUUCGACAAGCUCAAUUAGGUAUUCAAACUUCAUUUACUGUUGAUGCACAUGUUGAACUCAAACCAGAUGAUGAUGUCAAAGUUGUCGUCACAACUCCAUCAAAACAAACAUGUCAUAUGCAAGUCAUUAAUAAUCGUAAUGGUACAUGGACUGUAAAUUAUAUUCCAAAUGAAGUUGGUGAAACCUAUAUUGACGUAUUUCUUGGUAAUGAACUUAUUAGUGGUAGUCCAUUUAAAGUAAAUAUAUUUGAUAUUAAUCAAAUACAUGUUUCAAAUAUUGAUGCUGGAAUGGUUGGUCAUUUGGUUAAAUUUCAUAUUGAUGCUAGUGAAGCUGGUGUUGGUCAAUUAGAAAUAGUUAUACAAGAUGGACGAAUACCAUGUGAUGCAACAUCAUGUGGUUCAUUUCAAUUUGAUGCAACAUUUUUACCUAAAGAAUCAGGACGAUAUACUAUUGAUAUUAAAUUUAAUGGAUUACCUGUACCUGGUAGUCCAUUUUCAUGUUAUGUGGAUGAUUUAUCUCGUGUUACUAUAUCCGAUAGUUUAACAAGUGGUCAUGUUGGACUUCCAUUGUCAUUUGAUAUUCAUCAUUGGGAUUCACAUAAUUAUCAUAAUCGAACUAUCCCACUUGAUGUAUCGAUUACAGCUCCAUCGGGUCGUCCUAUUCCUAUUAAACGAUCACAAUUGAACGAAAGUAUUACACAUAUCGAUUAUGUUCUAAAUGAGAUCGGCACACAUCGUGUCGAUAUUCGUUCAAUUAUUAAUAAUAGUGAAAAAAUGGAUAUUAAUGGUUCACCAUUUGCACUUAAAGCAUAUGAUUCAAAUCGUUUAAUUGUAUCUGAUAUUCCGCAUCUUGUUACAUAUAAUCAACCAGUUGAAUUUACAGUUGAUGCAUCUAAAGCAGGUGAAGGUCAACUUGAAGUUGCUAUUAAUGAUGGUUUAGUACCAAAUCAAGUUAAAGCAUUAGGAAAUUCAAAAUUUCUUUUUACAUUUAUACCUAAAACGAAUGAUCCACAUAUAAUUUCAAUUAAAUUCAAUGGACAUCAAUUACCUAAUUUUCCAAAAGAAUGUCAAAUAUUUUCAACGAAUGAUAUAACAACACGAGGUCCUGGUCUUAGUCAAGCAUUAAUUGGUACACAAACAUGGUUUACUAUUGAAACACCACAUGGUGGUUCAGAUGAUGUACAAGUUACUGUAUUUACACCAAUGAAUGAAAAAUUAAAUCCAUCAACACGUCUUACAUCCGAUGGAUUACGAGUUGAUUGGAUACCAACUGAAGUUGGUACUUAUAAUGUUCAUGUUAUAUUUAUUGGAAAUCCAGUACCUGGUAGUCCAUUUCGUGUUAAAUGUUAUGAUCCAAAAAAAGUUAUUGUUACACCACCUAUUAAUGAUAGUACUGUUCGAAAGCCAACAAGAUUUCUCAUUGAUGCAUCUCGAGCAGGAGAAGGAAAUCUUGAAAUUAGUGUAAAUUGUUCUGGUCGUAAUAUUCCAAAUCAAGUUAAUCCCAUUGGUAAUAGUCGUUUUGAAGUGCAAUUCACACCACAAGAAGCUGCACUACACUAUUGUAAUAUAUUAUUCAAUGGCGAACUUGUACCAGGAAGUCCUUUUGGUGUUAAUGUUAUGGAUACACAACGUGUUGUGGUAUUUGGUAAAGGUCUUGGAUCAAUACCUGUUAAUAUUCCAACAUCAUUUACAAUUAUAACACAAAAUGCUGGUGUUGGAGAUUUGAAAUGUUCUAUAAAAGGUCCUGAUGAUCAUUUAAUUCCUAGUAUAAUGACAAAAAUGGAUACAAAUCGAUAUGAAAUAUCUUAUACACCAAGUUGUGUUGGUGAUUUUCAAAUAGAUGUAUUUUAUGAUAAUAAUUCAAUUGAUAAUAAUUCAUAUGUAGCUCGAGCAUAUGAUAUUAAUAAAGUUAUGAUAUAUGAUUUUCCAUCAACAGCUAUAGUUGAUUCACCAACUUAUUUUAUUAUCGAUGCAACAGAUGCUGGUUCAGGAAAUCUUGAAAUAGCUGUAUCAAUUAAUGAAAAAAAUAUUCCAAAUUAUGUACAAAAUGAAGGUGGUGCUCGUUUUCGUGUUAAAUUUAUUCCGGAUCAUAUUGGAAUAUAUUAUGUUCAUAUUAAAUUUAAUGGAAUUGAUCUUCAUGGAUCACCAUUUACAUGUAAUGUAUGUUCAAGUGAUUUUACAUUUGAAAAUUAUGAAUAUGCACCAAUUAAUAAACGAACAUUAUUUUUAUUAAAACCAAAAUUAAAUUCAUUAUUUAAUUCAAAUAUAUUUAUUGAUAUAAUAACACCAUCUGGUAAUUAUAUAGAAGAAAAACUUGAAGAAAAAUCAUUAAAUAUUUAUACAAUACGAUUUAUUCCAAAUGAAAUUGGUAAUCAUCAAAUUAUAUUCUAUAGUGAUAAAGAUAAAAAACAUAUUAUUACUAAAUAUAUAUGUCAAGUUUAUGAUAUAACUAAAAUUCAUAUUAGUGAUUUACUACCAGCUAUUCCACAUCGACUUUAUAAAUUUACAAUUAAUACAAUUGAUGCUGGUAAUGGUCAUUUAUCUGUAAAAAUAAAACAAAAUGGAAAUCGUAUAACACAUGAUCAAACUCGUAUUAAUACUCAUACAUAUGAAAUAACAUUUAUACCUGAAACAUUCGAUGAAUGUAUUGUAACAAUAUUAUUUAAUGGAGAUAGUAAUUUGAGUCCACUGACAAUACCAAUAAAAACUGAUUCGAAACAGGUUCAUAUUUCACCUAUACCUUCUGGUAUUGUUGGUCAACCAAUUGUUUUUACUGCCGAUCUUGAUGAAUCAAAACCUAUUUCAAUACUUGUCACAGAAUCUCAUGGUGGUAGAAUUGUUUCACAUACAAUGACAGCAAUUUCAAAUGAAAAAAAUCGUUAUCAAAUUAAAUUUAUACCUAAUACAGCUCGUCAACAUACAAUAUUAAUAAAUUAUGAUGAUCAACCAACAUUAACAUAUCAUGUUGAUGUAUUUGAUAUAAAUAAAAUUCGUGUUAGUUCUAUUGAAGAUGGUAUUGUUGGAAUUCCAUUAGUAUUUAGUGUUGAUACACAUGGUGCAGGUGAAGGUCAUUUAGAAGUAACAAUAAGUGAUGGUAAACGAACAUUACCAGCUGAACUUAAAAGUAUUCAAGCAAGAAAAUUUGAUAUUGGUUUUCUACCUGAAAUUCAUGGAAAACAUUCAAUUAUGAUUGCAUUUAAUGGUAUACCAGUUGAAGGUAGUCCAUUUGAAAUAUAUAUUCGUGAUCCACCAACAAAUGAAAGAGAGAAUAAUCAUGAAGAAGAAGAUGUUGAUAAUGAAGAAGAAGAAGAAGAAGAUGAUAUUGGUGAUCAUGAAUUUUUAAUUGGUGGACAAUUAGAAGGAACAAAAGUUGGUGAACUUGCUUGGUUAAUUUGUGAUUCACCAUUAAGUGAUAUUUAUGAAGAUUUUGAUUUAUUUGUUACUGAUCCUGAUCAAACUAUAAUCAAACAUACACGAAUACAAGAUUCUGGUGGUCGAUGGCGUGUUGAAUUUGAACCUAUGAAAUUUGGUAUACAUCAAAUUCAAACUAGUGAUAAUGGUACUGAUGAUUCACCAAUUAUUCUUGCAUCGAUGGAUAUUUUACCAGGAAAUUAUCAAAGAAUAAUUGAAGGUGAAAGAAUAAUUCAUCCAAAUAUUUUAAAUUUAAUUACAAUUAAUUCUAAUAAUGAAAAUUUAAAAAUUCGAUUAAGACGUUCAAAUGGUGAUGAAGUUCCAAUUGAAACUCAACGAGAUUCAUUACAAUGGAAAAUUUAUUUUACUUUAACUGCAACUGAUUAUUAUCAAUUUAGUGUUGAUGAUAAUAAUGAUGAACAAAUAUUUGAUAUACAUUGUGUUGUUGAAGAAACAGAUAUAUUUCGUAAUGGUGGUAUUCAAGAUAUAACUCGAUUAAUUGUUGAUCAUAGUAAAAUUAAUGGAAGUGAUGUUAAUGUUAUUGUAAAAGAUCCAUCAGCUCAUACAAUACCAGCGGCAUUUUAUCGAAAUUUAAGUCGAGAUCUUAUUAUUGAAUAUGUACCAACAAAACUAGAUAUUCAUGAAGUAUUUAUUCGAAUUCAAAACAAUCUACUUGAUAUAUGUCCAAUACGUAUAAUAUCAUAUGGUGCUAAUACUUCAUUUGAACCUGUACUUCGUGUACAAGUAAAAGAAGUUCUUGAACAUACAUUUGAAGGUGUUACUGAUAAUGUUGAUAAAUUACAAAUAGAUAUUACUGAUCCAUUUGAAAGACUAUUACCAUUUCAACGUUCAAAAAAUGAAUGUGGAGAAUUAACAAUUACUGUAUCACCUAUUCGUGUUGGUACACAUUGGAUACGUAUAGCAAAUGAAGAUAGUAAAAAUUUUGCUUUAUUACCUAUAUUUUCAUAUGAUGAUGAUUAUGUUCCACUUUCACCUAUUGCUACACCAUUACCAGAAGAUAAAACAAUACAAGAAAAAAAUUCAAAAAAUUCAAAUAAUAAUAAUCAUACUAUUAUUGAUUCAUUUAUGCCAAUAUUAACUGGAAAAGAUUUAACAACAAUUAGUGAAACAUCUGAAACUCGAUCAUCACGUGCAACAUCUAUUGCAUCAUCACAAUUACCAUCACCAAUUAAAGAAAAAGUUGAAUUAAUAUCACCAAUAAAUCCAAAUGAAACAUAUAAAAAACUAUCUUCAAAAAAUGAACGAUCAAGUCCUGAAGUACAAAUACUUGAUAUAACAGAUUUAAAUGAUCCAGGUGUUCAUAUUGUUUCAAAAUUUAGUUUUAAAGAUAUUGAUAAUAAAUUUCAUAUUACUAUAUAUGAUGCUGAUAGAAAAUGUAUUAAUUAUAAAACUGAAUAUCUUAUUGAUGGACGAAAAAGAAUUUUCUAUGAACCUACUGUUAUUGGUCCUGUUGAAAUUCAUAUAUUAAAAGAUAAUGAACCUAUUGAUGGUAGUCCAUUAAUUGUUCAUGCAUUUGAUCCAUCUUCAGUUUAUUUAAAUGAUUUUCCUGAUAAAAUACAAACUAAUACAAUUAAUCGUUUUAUUAUUGAUCCUACAAAAGCUGGAAAAGGUUCAUUAAAAGUUGCUAUUAAAGGUCCAAAUAAUCGAUCAUUACCAAUAACUGUUCUUAAACGAUCAAAUGGUCCACAUACAAUAUUCGUUUUAUUUAAUCGAAUUCCAAUACCGGAAACACCACUUCGAGUAUAUGUUGAAUCUAAAGAUAUUAAAAAAACAUCCGAGGAACCUAUUGAAGAACGAACAACCUAUCGAGGACAUGGUAUUGUUGAACAGUAUCAGCGUUUAAAAGAUGGUAGUCUUCGUUUAGUACUUCAUUUUGAUAAGCCAGAACAAUCCGAUUGGGAACAAAUUCGAGAAUCAUUAAAUAAAAGUACAAAAACUAAUGAAAUUAUAGAACGUGGACGUUCACUUCAUUCAAAACAACAAGAUCAAGAACGAGCACGUUCAUUAUCAUCUCAAACAAUAUUAGAUCCAAUACAUUCACGUUUAUCAAAAUCAAAUGAAAAUAUUGCACAAUCAACAUCACAAAAAUAUUCAAUACCAUCAAUUGAAUUACAAAAUCGAGAACAAUUUAUAAAACCACAAGAUCGAUAUGCAUCAUUACCAUUACUUAAACCAUUAAAUAAUAUACAAAUUCAACAAUUUAAUUCAAUAAAAGAUAAAUUUGAACGUCAACAACCAAUUGAUGUUGUCUUUGAUCCUCGACGAUAUCCAUUUAAAGUUCUUAUACAACAACCUUAUCCAAUUGUUAAUGUUGAUGUACAUUUAUUAAUUGAUCUUCCUCAUAUUGCAUAUGUACAUGUUACAAUAAAUAAUAUAGAAAUUCCAAUUCAAGCAGCUCGUCGAAAUGAUGAUACAUUUCUUUUAAAAUUUCGACCAACUAUUGCAGGAGAUUAUUCAAUUGUAUUAAAAGAUUAUAUUGAACAACCUAUACCAGGUUGUCCAUUUAUAUUUCCUGUUUAUAAUCCAAAUGCUGUUCAUUUUGAAUCAUUAAAUCGUUUACAACCAAUAAAUGAUUGUCAUUUAAUUUGUAAUGUUGAUCAAGCUGGACCUGGAAAAUUAUUUGUUAUGGUUUAUUCUCAAAUUGAUGAAAAUAAAUUUGAACCAAUAUUAAUUCCAAUACAAAUUCAUCCUCUUCCAUCAAAUCAUAUACGUGUAUCAUUAUAUCCAUUUAAAGUUGGAAUAUAUCGAAUUUAUCUUGCCUAUAGAAAUAUACCAAUAAAUGGUAAGUAA
Molecule: messenger RNA, 6351 nt
Organism: Rotaria sp. Silwood1
Lineage: Eukaryota; Metazoa; Rotifera; Eurotatoria; Philodinida; Philodinidae
Source: the annotation of a GenBank genome assembly